GGGGCUUGGUCGGGGAGCGGCCGGGACGCCCCCGCGUGGACGGGCGGUCUCGAUUGACCCCCUGAUCUUCCGCGGGGUGUGAGGGCCUCUGGCAGCCUUGGCAGCCCACCCAUUCCGGUUAACCGCCCCUCCCUGGGGCCUCCCCGAGACCCGAGAGCGCGCGCGGGUGCCAUCAACCCGGGCGCUGUAGUGACGGAAGGACGAGAACAAGGAGGACGAAACAGUGUCCAUUCAAACGGGAACCUUCCAAACCUCAGCUUCUAGCUCUGCUCCUGGAGGUUGAAUAGAUUAAAUGCUGAUAGCUGAGUAAACCCGGGAACGGACAUUUUACCCGGGAGACCCCCGGUGAUUCUAAAAUUAACUCCUUCCCCCUUCUUUUGGUUUGCAUCCUAACCGAGCUCGCUCUCUCUGUUUUUACCUGUGGAGGUGAGGUUCUUGCUUUCUGUUCCUUAGCAUGUCCCUGGCUGCUUACUGUGUCAUCUGUUGUAGAAGAAUGGGAACCUCAAGUCCUCCUCCAAAAAGCAACACGUACUGGAAAGAUAUCAGAAAUAUAAUAAAGUUUACUGGAUCACUUAUUUUAGGAGGCUCUUUAUUUCUUACAUAUGAAGUUCUGGCCCUGAAGAAGUCUUUGACAUUAGAUUCUCAAGUGGUAGAAAGAGAAAAAAUGAAGUCAUAUAUAUAUGUGCCCACAGUGUCUUUAGAUAAAAGAGAAAAUUAUGGACUCACCUACCAGGCGAGAAAAGAGCUUCACAAAGCAGUAAGGAAAGUACUGACGACCUCCGCCAAGAUACUGCGGGGCCCGUUUGCCGACCCUUUCAGUACCGUGGACGUGGAGGACCACGAGUGCGCCUCGUGGCUGCUGCUGCGGAGGAGUCAGUCGGACGACCCGGCCGCCCGACGGCAGGCCGUGCAGGAGAUGUCGGAGGCCCACCACUGGCACGAUUACCAGUACCGGACGGUCGCUCAGGCCUGCGACCCCAGGACGCUCAUCGGCUUGGCACGCAGCAGAGAGAGUGACCUGCGCUUCUUCCUGCCUCCGCCUCCUUUGCCGUCUCUAAAAGAAGAUUCCUCCAUCGAGGAAGAGCUCAGGUGCCUGCUGGCGUCCUUACCCCAGACGGACCUGGAUGAGUGCAUCCGGUACUUUACGUCGUUGGCCCUGAGCGAGAGCAGCCAGAGCCUGGCGGCCCAGAAGGGUGGCUUGUGGUGUUUUGGAGGAAACGGACUUCCUUACGCCGAGAGCUUUGGAGAAGUUCCUUCAGCGACAGUGGAGAUGUUCUGUUUGGAAGCUUUAGUAAGACAUUCUGAGAUACCCACACACUGUGACAAAAUCGAAGCAUACGGAGGCUUGCAGCUGCUCCAGAGGCUGUACCGCCUGCACAAGGACUACCCCAACGUGCAGAGGAACAUUCUGCGGGUCGUCGGCAACAUGGCUCUGAAUGAGCGUCUCCACCCGACCAUAGUUCGCUCAGGCUGGGUCUCCAUCCUGGCGGAGGCCAUGAAGUCCCCGCACAUCAUGGCGGCCUCGCACGCCGCCCGGACCCUGGCGAACCUGGACCGGGACACGGUGCGGGAGAAGUACCAGGACGGCGUGUACGUGCUCCACCCCCAGUGCCGCACAAGUCAGCCCAUUAAAGCAGAUGUCCUUUUUGUUCACGGCCUUAUGGGAGCAGCAUUCAAAACGUGGCGCCAGCAGGACAGCGACGAGGUUCUCACGGACAAGGUCUCGGAGGCCGAGAGCAGGUACAUGACGUGCUGGCCCAAGUCGUGGUUGGCAGAGGACUGCCCCGCUCUCCGGAUCAUCUCCGUGGAGUACGACACCAGCCUCAGCGACUGGCGAGCGCGGUGCCCGAUGGAGAGAAAGUCCAUUGCGUUCAGGAGCAAAGAACUUCUUAGGAAGCUCAGAGCUGCCGGCGUCGGGGACAGGCCGAUGAUCUGGGUGUCACACAGCAUGGGAGGGCUUCUCGUCAAAAAGAUGCUGCUGGAGGCCUCCCAGAAGCCGGAGACGAGCCCCGUUGUAAACAACACCCGCGGGAUCAUCUUCUACAGCGUGCCGCACCACGGCUCCCACCUGGCGGAGUACUCCGUGAACGUGCGCUACCUGCUCUUCCCGUCCCUGGAGGUCAAGGAGCUCAGCAAGGACUCCCCUGCGCUGAAAGCGCUUCAGGAUGACUUCCUGAAGUUCGCCAAAGACAAGAACUUCCAGGUGCUGAACUUUGUGGAAACGCUGCCCACCUCCAUCGGCAGCAUGAUCCAGCUGCAGGUGGUGCCCGCGGAGUCGGCAGACUUAGGCAUCGGGGAGCUGAUUCCCGUGGACGUCAACCAUCUGAACAUUUGCAAGCCCCAGAAGAAGGACGCGUUCUUGUACCAGCGCACCUUGCAGUUCAUCCGUGAAACUCUAGCCAAAGACCUGGAAAACUGACAGCUGUCCUCCACUUUUCCCGUGAACACAGUGCAGGAAACUCGGUGUCCUUGUUCUCUCUCUCAGCGACCGUGCAAACUAGUCACCCCGGCACCCGUGCGGCCUGGGGUGCGCGGCGGGCAGGCGGACCCUCUGUAAAGCUCAGACGCAGGGCUGGUGGGCCGGAGAACCGAGGGCCAGACUGGACUCUCCAGGUUUCGGGGAAGUCCGUGUGUGCCAGGUUGUGUUCCGCAGUGUCGUCCCUGGUGGGCAAGCUGCUCUGGAUAGAGGGUGGCUUCUGUCACCUGUGACUGCCUCCGACUCACGCUAGACGAGCACUGGUGGCCCCCUGCAGGGCGCGUGCCCGUCCGCUUACAGGGCAGUGCCAUUGGGGAGGAAGCCCAGCAUGGAGAGGAGCGUGAGCCAGAACGUAAAAGACUGUGUUUUCGUUCUGGGUUUCCAUGCGCUGUAAUUUUACGAGCAUGUGAGCGCAAACCUUUGUCCGACCUGCCAGCUUCGUUGGACCUGCUGGCAUCCGUGGGUCGGCUCCUCGUAAGUUUUUAUUUUCUUAUUACUGAGAACAGUUUUUUAGAACAAAAUUUUUUUAAAAAUCCAGCUUAUAGUCUUUCCAGACUUUAAGUACCUAUACUUACAGUUUUUCCCAGAUAAAGUAGCUAAUCUAUACCUGAUCAGUGUGAAAUGAAACUACUCUAAACCAUUACCUAUAUUAGCAAUACUUAGUAUCAAGAUUCUCAGAUUCUCUGUAGGCGAAUAAAAUAUACCUUUCUUGCUCAUUUGACUUCCAGCAUGUGAGAAUAGGAAAUUGUGUUGAUAACUUUUUUUAAAUAACAACAUUAUUGAGAUAUAAUUCUCCUACCAUAAAAUUCACAUUUUAGAGUUCAUUGAUUUUUUUUAGUAUAUUUACAGACUUGUGCAAUAAUCACCACGUUCUAAUUCCAGAACUUCUUGCCAUCCCCCCAGUAACUCCAUAGCCAUCAGCAAUCACUCCUUACCACAUCGCCCCGAGCCCUGGCAGACUCCAGUCUACUUGGUCUCUGUGGGUUUGCCAGUCUCGGACAUUCCGUGGGAAGGGAGCCGUACUGUGCCUGGCCCCCUCCUCUCAGCACAGGGUUCCCAAGGCCCACCCGCACUGACUGGGGCACGCGUCAGUGCCUCCUUCCUCUUCCCGUCCCAGCCACGCUCCGUCGCAGGGCCAGGCCCUGCUUAUCCGUGUGGGCGUCAGGUGACGGACGCUUAGGUUCUUCCCAGUUUUUCGGCUCUCUUGCUGCUCUGACCAAAUUCAUGUGCCUGUGUUGGCGUGGAUGUAUGUUUUCCAUUCUCUCGGGUACACGCUAGGCGUGGAGUGCUGGGUCAUGUUAACCUUACGUUGACCACUUUGAAGAUAACAGACGUUCCUAGAAUGGGACAGUCAGAGCUAAAGCGGAGUACAGAAGCCGGAGGGACACUGGGGCCAUCAGUGCACGCCGUCAGCGUCUGAUCGUUUGGUUGUGCAGCAGCCUCGCAAGCGACUUAGCUGCGUCACUUGCGUUGUUGAGCAGACGCAGGGAAUGCGAUGCUCAGCCGACAGCGACGCGCGUGGCUGGCGGGGCGACACGGGGAGAAGAGGUGGCUGUGUUUGCUCACUUUCUUUUUCUGUUUUCUGUGAGCUGCAGUUGAAACUGCUGCUCAACAGCUUAUGAGUGAUGGACUGAAACCCCGCUCCUUGAAAUGUCAACACAGCUCUCACAGCUGUGCUUUCAAAACAAAGCCUGGGGGGGAGAGCCAGUGCGGGACUGGGUUACUGCAGUUCUUCAGGCAAGCCAUGUAACACUUGUUUUCAUUCUGCCUGUGAAAUGGGUAUAAUGUACACAGUUUCUGCACAUCCGCUUUGUGAGAUUUAAGUCAGUAAUGUUUUUAAAAUAAUCGUUAGCUGAAAAACACUUUUAAGAACACGAAGUAGGAAAACACAUGUACUUGAAAUAGUUUUAAAAUUAGACCAUCAAUAGAACGGUUCUCCGAGUUUCAUGAACUUGGUAUAAGUAUCCUUUCUGGAAAAAACUUCAAACCAGGCUUCAUGUCGCCUUUCCCCUCAUGUGAAAAGUCACUUCUUUUUGAAACAAGAUCAGCUAGACAAUGUAGGUCCCCAAACGAACCACUGAGGCAAGAAUGAAAACGCAGUCACAGUUAUCCCUCCUUACCGCCCAUCCACUUCUCGACCACGUGUCCCCAGACCUACUAGGUUCCAUGGUUAACCAGGUUUCCAGGCCCUGAGCCCUCUUCCCCCCAGUGUUUAAAUUAAAUGUCGCUACAGAAAGGGUCAGAGGGCUGUGAUACCUUUUUCGAAGUAUCUCAGCCAUUCAGCCAAGGUUUCUAUGCCGACAACCAGGAUACAUACGGUGGGGGGAGCCGGGGGUGGGGGCACCCGCAUGCACUUCCUGUUGAGAAGACAGCCCGGUCACGCAGCGGCGUGCCUGUUCCUUUGGAACCUGGCUCAUAGUUCACAGUGCCCUCAGAUUCUAAUUCCUGACACUGGAGUUGUAGGCAUAGCUUUCUGAACUUUUAUCCCUUUGUAUUAUCAACUACAUUGUGUGCUUUUGUUUUUAUCGACGUUUUGUGCAAAAAUUAUGUCCAUGAAAAAAGUUCAGACGUGUUCAAUAAAUGUCACACUUUAAAGUGUU
This is a messenger RNA of Phyllostomus hastatus (greater spear-nosed bat), 5076 nucleotides long. It is a transcript of the gene SERAC1, whose product is annotated as serine active site containing 1. The transcript is spliced from 17 exons. Lineage: Eukaryota; Metazoa; Chordata; Mammalia; Chiroptera; Phyllostomidae. The record is from RefSeq and is a predicted model, not a curated record. Bases 455 to 2419 code for a protein of 654 amino acids.